Anoplopoma fimbria (sablefish) is the source of this 3772-nucleotide messenger RNA. It is a transcript of the gene tmod1, whose product is annotated as tropomodulin 1. Gene Ontology annotation, molecular function: tropomyosin binding. Gene Ontology annotation, cellular component: myofibril; striated muscle thin filament. The transcript has 13 exons. The record is from RefSeq and is a predicted model, not a curated record. Lineage: Eukaryota; Metazoa; Chordata; Actinopteri; Perciformes; Anoplopomatidae. Gene Ontology annotation, biological process: myofibril assembly; muscle contraction; pointed-end actin filament capping. Bases 445 to 1578 code for a protein of 377 amino acids.
GACACGACCGGGGACCGGGGAGGAGGAAACUCUGCGAAAUUCAUCUGAAUUGAGGAUAACCUGCAGGGCAUGGCCGGUGUGGUUUAGUUGGAGUUUCUCUUUCUUUUUUUUUUUUUCUUUUUUCUUCUGUUGUUGUUCGUGCGCCUGCAGCGGAGUGGAGCUCUCAGCGCGACUCCAGGCGGCUCUGAAGGAAACCAUAUCUGGUCAAAGUAUUCGUUGCUGUCACCCGGCGGGACUGUCCGGCUAUAAAUAGCGCCGGAGGAGGUCUCUCUCUCUCCCUGGAGCUCCACAGGCACUUGGCUGCCUUUGCUUUGAUUUCACCCCUGAGCUGGGGGCCAUUGAAAUAGAGAUUCGUUUUCUCAGACUCACAGGGUCUUGCAGGCUCCCAAUCUCUUACAUUUAGUUUUUCUCGUUUGGAGGGGUGAUUGAGGUGUGCUGUCCAUCAUGUCGGUGAUGAGGAAGGAGAUGGAGAAGUACAGGGACAUAGACGAGGACGAGCUGCUGAAGAAACUGUCAGAGGAGGAGCUGCAGCGAUUAGAGGAUGAACUGGAGGAGCUGGAUCCUGAUAAUGCAUUGUUGCCAGCUGGGAUGAGGCAGAAGGACCAGACCAAGAAAGCUCCGACGGGAUCGUUUCAGAGAGACAACCUGCUGGCCCAUCUGGAGAAACAGGCCAAGGAGCAUCCUGAGCAAGAAGACCUGGUGCCCUUCACAGGGGAGAAGAGAGGGAAAGCCUUUGUGCCUAAAAAGAGGGUGGACCCCAUCAUGGAGAAUGUGACUCUGGAGCCGGAGCUAGAAGAAGCCCUGGCUAGUGCAUCUGAUGCUGAACUCUGUGAUAUCGCAGCCAUCCUGGGUAUGCACACCCUGAUGAGUAACCAGCAGUACUACGAAGCCCUGGCCAGCAGCAACAUAGUCAACAAGCAGGGCCUCAACAGUGUGAUCCAGUGCACCCAGUACAAACCAGUCCCUGAUGAGGAGCCAAACUCCACUGACGUAGAAGAGACCCUGUUGAGAAUGCAGAGGAACGACCCUGACCUGGUGGAGGUCAACCUCAACAACAUCAAGAACAUCCCCAUUAAGACUCUGAAGGCCUACGCUGAGGCUCUGAUGAAGAACACCGUGGUGGAGAGGUUUAGUAUUGUAGGAACCAGGAGCAACGACCCCGUAGCGUUUGCCCUGGCAGAGAUGUUGAAGGUGAACACGACGCUGAAGAGCCUGAACGUUGAGUCCAAUUUCAUAACAGGGACAGGAAUCCUGUACCUCAUAAAGUCACUGCAGUACAACACUAUACUACAGGAGCUCAAGAUAGACAAUCAGAGUCAGCCGCUAGGCAACAAGGUGGAGAUGGAGAUAGCAAGCAUGCUGGAGAAAAACACCACGCUGUUGAAGUUUGGAUAUCAUUUCACCCAGCAGGGCCCGCGCCUCCGAGGCUCCAACGCCAUGAUGAACAACAACGACCUGGCUCGGGUCAUCAGGUCGGAGUCGGACGGGUCCUUCACCCUCACUUUGUCUGUUCCUGAGCUGGAAAGGGCCUUCGGGAAAAAGUUCAAGUCCAAGACUAAUAAGAAAGAGAAGGCUUGAGGGGGGUCCCAUCUUCCCUAAGUGUCGGACGAAUGUGUAGAGACCAGGAUUGCCCUCGUUACCCUUCGACCCCUACCAUCUUUACAAACCUCGACCUCUCCAGCCUCUCACCCUCCGACGGCCUACCCAGAAGACCACGGCCAUCACUUCAGGUUCAAUUGUUUCUGAACUCUUUCUACUUUCCAGACUCUUUUUUAGUAGAUAUUAAAGGAUCCAAUGGGAUUAAUCGGCUGUUUCCUUCUGAGGGAGAUGGUUUGCCUAUUUUUAUGCUCUGAAGUCUGUAUUUUUGACUUGGGUUUAAAUCGUGGGCAUUUGCUGUAGCUCUUUGUACGAACUAACCAGGGAAGGCUUUGUCAUUGUGAAUCCAUUAAUAUCUCCUAUAGUGUCUAGAGUCAUUACUUAAGGGGGCUGGAGGUCUGGUUUUGAAUGAGGGCCUACUGAAAGGUGACAGGACACUUUUAGAAAUCACUAUUGUUUCUAUUGAUGAGUUGAAUUAUGAAUUCUAAUUAUUAUUAAUAUUAAUAGGCUGUAAAUGAGUUGUGCUGCUGUUCCCAAACGCUCCUGGUUCAAGGUUAACAUACAAGGUAUUUUCUACCAAAUAUUCACCAAAGCCAAUGUCCCACUUCAAUUUAAUAGACCGAAAUAAAACUCUGAUAUUUGAUUUUGACCCCAUGGUGAAAAUCUGAUGUUGCAGCCUUUUUUUUAAAAUUCGAUCUAAACAGUAUUUUUGUGACUCAGUCUCCAUAUACUAAACUAUAUAGAUUCUCCAGGAAUGGGCAGAUAGAUUUAUAAACCUGGCUACUGUGAGAAUUGUCGCUAUAUACAGAAUAUAUUUAUUUGUGACAGACCUGGGAAAGAGUCAGAAGCCACUCAAACACUAAAUAUCAUAAAUUGAUUGUGCUGGGCAGCGUGAUAAUACAGUGUAAAAUGUUUCUGUAAAUUAAAAUGUACCCUCUAAUUACACUUUACAUUGUUAUACUAUCCAGCAUUUAUGUUAGCAGCCCCUGCAGAACAUUCCUGCUAGCUGGGAAUGAAAACUGCCAACUUGUAUUUACUGACAUUAGAAAUUCUAUGAACUCACUGUAUCAUAUCCUACGAACACCGUGUUUUAUAUAGAAGUUAUUGUCUACAAGCCGGACAAUAUUAACCCAAAGUAACAGCGAGUAUUUGAAUGGACUUCUGUCACACUUUCAACCAGGUCUGGUUUGUUGAUUGUUUGUGUUUAUUUUAUAUUUACUGGAGCUAAAAUGUGUGGUUUGAUACAAAAUAGUUUGGUACUGUUGACUUUCUGUCUAUUACAGGUACCACGUUAAAUCCUUAGUCCAGGUUUGGAUUAUUUCAGUGGAUGCAGAUUUACAAACACAGGAAACCUCUAAUUUCUUUACAGCUGUCAGAUUACACAAAUCCAUCCAAUGUGUUUAAAUAAAACAAAUGCUAACAGAAGUUUUAAAAUGCUUGUUAGCUGUUACGGGUUUUAAAAUAACCCAGGACAUCUGAACUAUUGUUUUAAGCUCUGAUGCUGGAUGGAUCCUUUCAGGAAAUGUUCUUCUUAUUUAGGGAAAAACAUGUCUGUGAAUACAUGUUUAUGUCCUUAUUAACAACUCCAACUACACAUGUACAUGCUGGUGAUGAUCUACUUUGCUGUGUAUUUUGCAGCACUUAAUUCAAAUUAACAGUACAAUGAGCUGCUGAUGUAACCAGAAACUACAGCUAAUAAAUCUGCUCCGGUAAGAAACACCUUAAAAUGGUCGACACUCUUGUUAUGUUUUAAUGGCUUGAAAUGAAAUGUGUCUGUUUUUUGUUUUUUUGUUUAAAAAAAUGGAUAAACUACAAGUUGCAGACUGGAAGGUGAAUCUGACCUGACUGUAUCGUCCAUGUUUCCUUGAUGUCAACAACUGUACCUGAUACUGACAGCAUGCUUAAAGGUUGGAUAACCCUUUUAAUGUUAUUUAAUAUCACUGCUUUGUUACUCCCUCGUCAGUGCUGUGGGUGGUGUUCACCAAAUGGUAAUUAUGGAUGUAAACAUUUGUAAAGCAAUAAGUAACUGAAUGACUAGAGGCAAAAGAGGUCACGCAAAGUCUUUGUGUGUCCAGUUCUUUUUCUUGUCUGGUGUUUAUCUGAUAUUUGGGCUUGACUCUGUUUUGUUAGAUAGGUCACCUUUUUGGGUUGAAUUUUUGUUUAAUAAAUGACUAAA